This is a messenger RNA of Crotalus tigris (Tiger rattlesnake), 3260 nucleotides long. RefSeq names its product ATP-citrate synthase-like. Bases 713 to 2509 code for a protein of 598 amino acids. Gene Ontology annotation, biological process: acetyl-CoA biosynthetic process; tricarboxylic acid cycle; fatty acid biosynthetic process. Lineage: Eukaryota; Metazoa; Chordata; Lepidosauria; Squamata; Viperidae. Gene Ontology annotation, molecular function: ATP citrate synthase activity. Gene Ontology annotation, cellular component: cytosol. The record is from RefSeq and is a predicted model, not a curated record. The transcript is spliced from 15 exons.
CCUCUCCCUCAGGCUUUUGUCACUUCAACUCAUUCCCCUCCCCUGCUACACUUGUCUAGGAGGGUCGCAUACCAUCUGCCAGGUGCCAAAAUACCACUGGUGGUACUCUUCAUCUAAUGCAGGGCUUUAUUUGUGGGUAGCUGACAGAAAAUAUCAGAAAUCAUGGCCAUAUGAUUAGAGGGAGGCUGCAAUGGUCACAACUUUGCAAAUAAAACUGGCUGAACAUCAUGGAAAUUUCAAUUCCACAGGAGCAAUAGGUCCUGGAUUUUUUACACAAUUAUUUAAGUUAACAGAGUGAACAAUUAUGAUGUGUACUACAAUCCUUUGGGCUAACUUGAGGUAAACAACUAAACACAAGGAAAGUUUUAAUAGUAUAUAGAUAUGCUCUUGUUUGCAUGAAAAGCUGCCUCUCCUAUUCGCUCAUCCCAACAUCUCUUAUUAUUUAAGCCCUGUUAUAGUGCCAAGAAUGAUAAAUUUACCUAUAGGUUUGUAGAUGAUAUGAAACAAAAAGCUAUGUGGCUGCUUCAUUUCAAGUGCUUUGCUUCAUAUGAAUGGCUGGUAUGCUGGCUCAUUCCCUUUAAUGCAGAGAGAAGUGACUGACCAGUCUUAUUUUUGGCCAUAUAUUGCCACCUUAUAAUCAUCUAUUCUUUUUCUGUUUGCAGGCAAAGCUACAACUUUGUUCAGUUGUCACACAAAGGCAAUUGUGUGGGGAAUGCAGACUCGGGCUGUGCAAGGCAUGCUGGAUUUUGAUUACGUCUGCUCAAGGGAUGAGCCUUCAGUGGCUGCCAUGGUUUAUCCAUUCACAGGUGACCACAGACAAAAAUUUUACUGGGGUCACAAAGAGAUACUCAUUCCUGUAUUCAAGAAUAUGGUAGACGCCAUGAAGAAACACCCAGAAGUGGAUGUGCUGAUCAACUUUGCCUCUCUCCGUUCAGCAUAUGAUAGCACCAUAGAGACUAUGAAUUAUCCUCAGAUCCGUACAGUGGCCAUCAUUGCAGAAGGGAUUCCUGAGGCCCUGACUCGCAGGUUGAUCAAAAUAGCAGAUGGGAAAGGAGUCACAAUUAUUGGACCAGCAACGGUUGGUGGGAUUAAACCCGGCUGCUUUAAGAUUGGAAACACAGGAGGAAUGCUGGAUAACAUUCUGGCAUCCAAGCUGUACCGCCCUGGUAGCGUAGCUUACGUCUCCCGCUCAGGAGGGAUGUCCAAUGAGCUCAACAACAUUAUCUCCAGGACCACAGAUGGAGUCUUUGAAGGUGUAGCCAUUGGUGGAGAUAGAUAUCCUGGUUCUACCUUCAUGGAUCAUGUACUGCGUUACCAGGAUACUCCAGGGGUGAAGAUGAUUGUAGUGUUAGGGGAAAUUGGAGGAAAAGAAGAGUACAAAAUCUGUAAGGGUGUUAAAGAAGGCCGGAUCACUAAACCUGUUGUGUGCUGGUGCAUUGGAACAUGUGCUACUAUGUUCUCUUCGGAGGUACAAUUUGGCCAUGCUGGAGCAUGUGCCAAUCAGGCAUCUGAAACUGCUGUAGCCAAGAAUAAAGCAUUAAAAGAAGUGGGUGUCUUUGUACCCCAAAGCUUUGAUGAGCUGGGUGAUGUAAUCCAGUCAGUGUAUGAGGAUCUGGUUUCUAAGGGAGUAAUUGAGCCAGCACAGGAAGUUCCUCCUCCAACUGUGCCAAUGGAUUACUCAUGGGCAAGGGAGCUUGGUUUAAUUCGGAAACCAGCUUCUUUCAUGACCAGCAUCUGUGAUGAGCGAGGUCAGGAACUGAUCUAUGCAGGCAUGCCAAUUACCGAGGUCUUCAAGGAAGAGAUAGGAAUUGGUGGUGUCUUGGGUCUUUUGUGGUUCCAGAGAAGGUUGCCUAAAUAUGCCUGCCAGUUUAUAGAGAUGUGUCUGAUGGUGACAGCUGAUCAUGGUCCAGCAGUGUCAGGAGCCCAUAAUACUAUUGUCUGUGCAAGAGCUGGAAAGGACCUUGUCUCCAGUCUCACAUCAGGCCUACUCACAAUUGGUGAUCGUUUUGGUGGCGCUUUGGAUGCAGCAGCAAAAAUGUUCAGCAAAGCAUUUGACAGUGGCAUCAUUCCCAUGGAAUUUGUGAACAAGAUGAAAAAGGAAGGGAAACUAAUCAUGGGCAUUGGCCACCGAGUUAAAUCAAUCAACAAUCCAGAUAUGAGAGUUCAGAUCCUUAAAGGUUAUGUGAAGCAGCAUUUCCCUGCAACGCCUCUUCUAGAUUAUGCACUGGAAGUGGAAAAAAUUACUACUUCCAAGAAACCUAACCUUAUCCUGAAUGUUGACGGAUUUAUUGGUGUAGCCUUUGUUGACGUACUUAGGAACUGUGGUUCUUUUACACGGGAAGAAGCUGAUGAGUAUAUUGACAUUGGUGCCCUCAAUGGCAUUUUUGUGCUUGGCAGAAGCAUGGGUUUCAUUGGACAUUACCUGGAUCAGAAAAGAUUGAAACAAGGUCUAUAUCGUCAUCCUUGGGACGAUAUCUCUUAUGUCUUACCGGAGCAUAUGACUAUGUGAUAACUGAAUGGAACAAAUCAAAUUGCUUUUAUGGAAGACCAAUAAAUAUGACUACACAAUAUGCCUUGGUUGUGAAACAGACUAAGUUGAAAUUCUAUAUAAGGCAGUCUUUUCUAGGGUUAGAUGUGGAUUCCAUAAAUAAUGAUAAACCAAAAUAUUCGCUACUUCCUGUUGUAUUUAAUAUAUUAAAGAAGUUGCACUGUCUUUGCUUGUUCCUUUAUGCAUGUUUAUUUUGUCUCCAUCCCUUCACUUCAGUAAUUCUGGCCAAAUGUUAAUGUUUUUUAUUUUAAUAUGUGACUUCAUUAGACUUGAAAAGCUAGAGAGAGUCAAUGUACCUGUAUGAUCAAAUCUUAAAAGUCUCCUUGCGAGCUGUGUAUAAUUUUAUGACAAAUUUGUCCUCUCUGUAUCCUGUAUUUUAUAUUAAUCAUUAGCCUUUAUUUCUGAUCUGAGGGACUACACCUGAUUUGACAAGCCUUUAUAAAUCUAGUAUAAUAUUUAAAAAUGUAAAACUGAUAACAUAAGCUCAUAUUCAAAACUGUGAACUUUGUGUGCAUUCCAAUUUUUGUAUUUAUGCAGGUAAUAUUUUUAGUUGUCACAAACACAAGUCCUACUAUUUUUGCACAGGGUGAUAUCUGAAUAUAUCUGUGCGCAUAAGACACUUCAUCUCUGGAUCUCUAAUGUAUUCACAACAAUAUUCAGUGCUUCAUUUAUGUAUUACAACAUGACUUAAAUAAAAAUAUACAAUAAUAAA